Molecule: messenger RNA, 1224 nt
Organism: Penicilliopsis zonata CBS 506.65
Lineage: Eukaryota; Fungi; Ascomycota; Eurotiomycetes; Eurotiales; Aspergillaceae
Exons: 2
Coding region: 1-1224 (407 amino acids)
Biological process (GO): beta-D-galactose catabolic process via UDP-galactose, Leloir pathway
Cellular component (GO): cytosol
Molecular function (GO): UDP-glucose 4-epimerase activity
Source: RefSeq, a predicted model, not a curated record
AUGGAAUCCGAUUCUUCUCCAGACACGCCAGCCACGCAGUGGACACUUUCUGACAAUGAAUUAAGCCUGAUGGCAAAGGAGAUACACCAGGAUAUACUGGUCACCGGCGGUCUAGGCUUCAUCGGUAGCCACACGACGCUCGAGCUGCUCAAAGCCGGGUAUAAUGUGAUAGUGAUCGACAACCUGAGCAACGCCUACGAAGACGUCCUUGCCCGCAUUGAAGCCCUCGCCUCCAGGUACCACGAGGAAAAGGGAACCCAGAUGCCCGCCCUGCGUCUGCAUGCCCAUGACUACCGCGACACGGCUCGUCUCCGACCUCUGCUGGAUGAGUACGUCCUCGCAUCGCGAUGGGGGAAGAGCCCCCAGUCGACGAUUGCCGGGGUGAUUCACUUUGCCGCCUUGAAGUGUGUGGAGGAGAGCAUCAGGCACCCGCUGAGAUACUAUGCCAACAACGUCGGCGGGCUGAUUGAGUUCCUCUCCCUGCUGAGUGAGUAUGGCAUCAAGCGGUUUAUCUUUUCGUCAUCUGCGACGGUGUACGGAGCAGCCGCCGGGGAUCUCCCCCUUACGGAAGAGCGCUGUGCUCACCAAGUAGAUGGAGAGGAGAAAGAAGGGGGGGAGCAGAAAGGGUGCGCCGGCAUCACGAAUCCAUACGGACGCACCAAGUGGAUGUGUGAAGCCCUGCUGGCAGACCUUGCCGUGUCGGAUCCCGAAUGGACGAUUGUCGCCCUGCGGUAUUUCAAUCCGAUCGGAUGCGAUUCUUCGGGCCUCCUGGGCGAAGACCCCAGACAGCCGCCUUGUAAUCUUUUCCCCGUCAUUGUCAAGGUCAUCACCGGUCAGGCGCAAGAAGUGCAAGUCUUCGGAACCGACUGGGACACGGCGGAUGGCACGGCCGUCCGCGACUUCAUCCAUGUCUCCGAUCUCGCCAGGGGACACAUUGCCGCCCUCAAUGCCGCCACGGCAGGGAGCAGCACCACCCUGAAGGGGCCCUUUCGGGCCUUUAAUCUGGGCACUGGACGAGGCCAUUCCGUGCUGCAGGUUCUCUCCGCCAUGGAAGCGGUGGCGUGUAGACCCAUCCCACGACGAGCAGCUGCCCGGCGUGCUGGAGACGUUGGAUCUUGUGUUGCGGUGGCCACUCGGGCUAAUGAGGAGCUGCAAUGGGAGUCUCAGAAGUCGCUGCGAGAUGCGUGUGUAGAUAGUAACCCUAACCCUAACCCUAAACCCUAA